GGAGCCGCCGCCGCCGCCGCGCACUGAGGGAAGCUCACCUGAGCCCGCCGUUCGCCAGCGCGCCAGCCGCGUCGCCGACGGGAAGGAGAGCACCUGGGAGGAAGUGGAGCCGCGCCCCAGUGACCGGUGCCACCAGGGACGUCGGCAGCCAUGUGGACCUUUCUGGGCAUUGCCACCUUCACCUAUUUCUACAAGAAGUGCGGGGACUUCAUCACCUUGGCCAACAAGGAGCUCCUGCUGUGUGGGCUGCUCUUCCUGUCCCUGGGACUGGUGCUCUCCUACCGGUGUCGCUACCGCCCCGGGGGCCUCCCCGGGCGACAGCAGAGCCUGGCCCCGUUCACAGCCCUGGCCAACGUUCUGUCCGCCUUGCCUUUCGUCGGCGUCUUUUGGGCCAGACCGCCCCCAGGAUCCGAAAAGAAAGAGCAAGUGGACACGAGGAGGCGUGAAAAAGGAGUGAAUGUUUCAGAAACAACGAUAGGAGGUACAGUAGUAACUUCUCAAAAUGACCCAGAAGUUAUCAUUGUGGGAUCUGGUGUACUUGGCUCUACGUUGGCGUCGGUGCUUUCCAGAGAUGGAAGAAAGGUGACAGUCAUUGAGAGAGAUUUAAAAGAGCCUGACAGGAUAGUUGGAGAAUUUCUGCAGCCAGGUGGCUUUCAUGUCCUUAAAGACCUGGGUCUUGAAGAUACCGUGGGAGAUCUGGAUGCCCAGAUUGUAAAUGGCUACAUAGUUCAUGAUCAUGAAAGCAGGUCAGAGGUUCAGAUCCCCUACCCUCUGUCAGAAAACAAUCAAGUGCUGAGUGGAAGAGCUUUCCAUCAUGGACGAUUCAUCUCGAGUCUCCGCAAAAGAGCUAUGGCAGAACCCAAUGCAAAGUUUAUUGAAGGCGUUGUGCUCCAUUUACUGGAGGAAGAUGAUGCUGUGACGGGAGUUCAGUACCGGGAUAAAGAAACUGGAGACAUCAAGGAACUCCAUGCACCACUGACUGUUGUUGCUGAUGGGCUUUUCUCCAAGUUCAGGAAAACCCUGAUCUCCAAUAAAGUUUCUGUUUCAUCUCAUUUUGUUGGCUUGCUUAUGAAGAACGCACCACAGUUUAAAGCAAAUCAUGCUGAACUUGUUCUAACGAAUCCGAGUCCAGUUCUCAUCUAUCAGAUUUCCUCCAAUGAAACUCGAGUACUUGUUGACAUUCGAGGAGAAAUACCAAGGAAUUUAAGAGAAUACAUGACUGAAAAAAUUUACCCACAAAUACCUGAUCAUUUGAAAGAACCGUUCCUAGAGGCCAUACUGAAUUCUCAAAUUCGGGCCAUGCCAGCAAGCUUCCUUCCUUCAUCACCCGUCAGCAAACGAGGGGUUCUUCUUUUGGGAGAUGCAUAUAAUAUGAGGCACCCUCUUACUGGUGGAGGAAUGACUGUUGUUUUUAACGAUAUAAAACUGUGGAGUCAACUGCUCAAGGGUAUCCCCGACCUUUAUGACGAUGCAGCUCUUCUCCAGGCCAAGAAAUCAUUCUAUUGGGCAAGAAAAAAGACUCACUCCUUUGUUGUGAAUGUUCUUGCUCAGGCUCUUUAUGAAUUAUUUUCUGCCACAGAUGAUUCUCUGCAUCAACUCAGAAAAGCCUGUUUCCUUUAUUUCAAACUUGGUGGAGAGUGUGUGGCCGGUCCCGUUGGGCUACUUUCUGUCUUGUCUCCGAAUCCUCUAGUUCUUAUCGGACACUUCUUUGCCGUCGCUGCCUAUGCCAUGUAUUUUUGCUUUAAAUCAGAACCCUGGAUCACAAAACCCCGGGCCUUUUUGAGUGGUGGUGCUGUUUUGUACAAAGCGUGUUCUGUGAUACUUCCUUUGAUUUACUCCGAAAUGAAAUACUUGGUUCACUGAGCUGAAAGGAGAGCCGUCUGUGAAUGAGUACCUGGAACUGGCCGGGUCCUGAGCAGGUGUGGAAGCAGCGCUUCUGCACUACUUUGAAAGCGUCAAUUCUUGGAUACCAUGAUUAGGGCUAAUUUGUUUUUCAAGUUACUUGUAUAUACAUGUGUAAAUAUAUCCUUUAAUUUGCAACUUAAAUGAAGGGUCAGACAAGUUAGAUAUUUCAAAGAAAUGAUUGUCACCAUAAAUGAGUGUUACUGCAGAGGAAUGCGGUUUUUCUUUUGCAUUCACCAUAUGGAAUAAGGCAUUGUGGGACAUGAAAAUAAAAUGCAUAGUGACCUCA
Messenger RNA from Echinops telfairi (small Madagascar hedgehog), 2191 nucleotides. RefSeq names its product squalene epoxidase (gene SQLE). The record is from RefSeq and is a predicted model, not a curated record. The transcript has 12 exons. Gene Ontology annotation, cellular component: endoplasmic reticulum; membrane. Bases 151 to 1863 code for a protein of 570 amino acids. Lineage: Eukaryota; Metazoa; Chordata; Mammalia; Afrosoricida; Tenrecidae. Gene Ontology annotation, molecular function: squalene monooxygenase activity; flavin adenine dinucleotide binding. Gene Ontology annotation, biological process: sterol biosynthetic process; cholesterol metabolic process.